Messenger RNA from Pichia membranifaciens NRRL Y-2026, 303 nucleotides. RefSeq lists its product as hypothetical. The transcript has a single exon. The annotation marks the transcript as partial. The record is from RefSeq and is a predicted model, not a curated record. Lineage: Eukaryota; Fungi; Ascomycota; Pichiomycetes; Pichiales; Pichiaceae.
AUAUACAAUGGAUAUUCAUAAUAGAAUAGCUAGAUUACAACAGGUUAUGAGCCAAUUCGCUCUCACUUGCCCUAGAGAUGAGAGCUUGAAGCUUUCUUCGUCUAUGAACUAUCCUAAAUGGAACAGUUACACUGGUAUGCUCGUUGCCACUCAAGGUGCUGGCCUUGACGUUUAUUUUACAACUGGAGAUAUGAUGUUACCUCCAGCUGAACCGAUAGACGACACUCUAGUUAUGCAGCUCCAAGUUGCAUUGAACAAUGCGAUUCAAGUUGUACUGUUGAAUACUGUGUCGUCAAAAGUGUU